This is a messenger RNA of Aspergillus calidoustus, 786 nucleotides long. NCBI's taxonomy places the organism in Eukaryota, Fungi, Ascomycota, Eurotiomycetes, Eurotiales, Aspergillaceae. The record is from the annotation of a GenBank genome assembly.
AUGUCCCGCAUCCUCAUCACCGGCUCCACAGACGGCUUCGGCCUCUGCGCCGCCCAACAACUCGUCGCAAAGGGCCACAAGGUGUACCUGCACGCCCGGAGCGCCGAACGCGCCGCCGCCGCCGAACAAGCCUGCCCGGGCGCCGCGGGCACCCUCAUCGCCGACCUCUCGCACUUUGCCGGCGUGAACAAACUCGCCAACGACGCCAACGAGAUCGGCCCCUUUGACGUCGUCAUCCACAACGCGGGCGUCUUCCUGGGCCCGCAGCGCAAGUUGUCCGACAUGGACCUCCCCAUGCAGGUCUUUGUCAAUGUUGUCGCGCCGUAUAUCCUGACGUGUCGGAUGCACAAGCCCAAGCGGUUGGUGUACAUCUCGUCGACGCUGCAUAAGCAGGGUGAGCCGGCGAAUGUGGAGGAUAUGUUUUGGACGCGGCGCGGGGAGGACGAGUGGAAUGAUUUCCAGUCGUAUUGCGACACGAAGCUGCAGUUGAAUCUGCUGGCGAAUGCGAUUGCGAAGCGCUGGAAGGGCGAGACGUCUGUGGCGACGGUUCACCCCGGCUGGGUUGCUACGAAGCUGGGCGGGAAGGAGGCGCCGGAUCGGUUGGAGGAUGGGGUUGAGACGUAUGUGAAGUUGGCCGAGGGGGAUUAUGAUCAGAGCCUGGUGGCGCCGUACUUUGAGCCCAAGGGCAAGCUCGGUGAGCAGCUUCCUGCUGCUGAGGAUGAGAAGUUGCAGGAGAGGGUUGUGGCCAUGUUGGAGGCGAAGACCGGGUUGAAGAUUCCGGCUUGA